CCUCUGUUUCAUGAUGGUAUGAAAGAAUGGAGCUGUUGCAAAAAAAGGAGUCAUGAUUUCACCUUAUUUCUGGAAAUUCCAGGAUGCAAGACAGGCAAACACACAACUGAAAAGCCAGUGAUAGCAAAAAAGGCUACCCCUGCUGCUCCUCCAAAACAAGCAAUCAAAACUCCAUCUCCUUCAACUAAAGAAUCUUGCCCUAGAUGUCGUCAAGGAUUCUUUUGCUCUGACCAUGGAUCACAAGUGAAAGCUAUGAAUACAAAGCCUUCAUAUCAACCUCAAUCUACUACUUCAGAGAAGGUUGAUUUAGAUUUGAAGGAAAGUGGGAAAACUCCAGUGAAGAAAAUUGUUGACAUACACCAGCCUCAGAUCUGCAAAAACAAGGGAUGUGGUCAGACUUUCAAGGAAAUUGAUAACCAUGAGACUGCUUGUAAUUACCAUCCUGGCCCUGCUGUCUUCCAUGACCGAAUGAGAGGGUGGAAAUGCUGUGAUGUUCAUGUGAAGGAGUUUGAUGAGUUCAUGGGCAUUCCACCAUGUGCUAAAGGAUGGCAUGAUGCAGAGGCAGCAUCCUAACAAGUGCAGACAGACAUAUGAAAAUUUUAGGUAUUCAAACUGUCUUUCUGUUAUUAUGUUGUAGAACCAAAUCCAAUUGCUUCUUUCAACAGGUAUUAAUUAAGCUGCACCUUUCUUCUUUACUUUUUCAAGCUUUUAUAUAAUGAUGAAGUUUCUUGCGUUUGUUAUAAGUUUAAGUUCCAUUUGUUGAAUACAGUUCUUAUUUUUCGUUA
Messenger RNA from Lactuca sativa (garden lettuce), 785 nucleotides. It is a transcript of the gene PBS2, whose product is annotated as cysteine and histidine-rich domain-containing protein RAR1. Gene Ontology annotation, biological process: defense response to bacterium; defense response to fungus. The record is from RefSeq and is a predicted model, not a curated record. Gene Ontology annotation, cellular component: cytoplasm; nucleus. NCBI's taxonomy places the organism in Eukaryota, Viridiplantae, Streptophyta, Magnoliopsida, Asterales, Asteraceae. Gene Ontology annotation, molecular function: Hsp90 protein binding.